AUGGAGAGGAACGAGCAUCACGAUAAGAGUGAUAAUAGCACAUCUGAUGAUGAAAUAUUGAUUGAAAAUAUUAAGAAAAAAAACUGCUGCAUCAAAUUAAAGGACUCGAAACAAAUAAAUGAAAGCAAAAAGGAGGAGACGAAAUUGAAGAAGGUUGUGAAGAGCAAUAGUAAGACAGUUUUGAAGAAAGAGGCGAGCACCGUUAUUCGAAAGGCGAAGUCGAAAACGAGUACGAAGGAAAGCAAAGAGGCUCUCUUAAAUGAAUGUAAAGUGGUGAAAAAAGGUAAGGCAUCCUCCAACACGGGGGAUACAGCUAAGGAAAAACCCACUACUAGCAACAACAAGACAGAUAAAAAAAACGCCGUGGUGAAAAAAAGAAAAUCAAAUGUAAAGGAAAAAAAAGACACUGAUGGGAAGCCCGCAGCCGCCAAAGUUGUAAAAAAGAGAGAAAGCAAAGUUAAGAAAGAAACAAAUAAAAGACCCAAAAAGGUAGUUAAAAAAACAGAAGAAAAUUUCGAACCCAUAAAUAGAUGGUGGGAGAAGAUAGAUCAUCAAACUGAUAUUCAGUGGCAUUACUUAGAGCACCGGGGUCUUAUUUUUUCCCCCCCAUACGUACAACACCAUAUUCCCAUUUUUUAUAAAAGCAUAAAAUUACAGUUAAAUGAAAAAGCAGAGGAGUUAGCUACCUACUGGUGCAGCGUAAUAGGCAGUGAUUACUGUACCAAGGAAAAAUUCAUAUUAAAUUUUUUUAGAACCUUUAUAUAUACCUUAGAGAAGGAUAACAUCAUAAGACAAGAAAAUGAAAGCAAAUUGAAAAAAGGAGAUAUAUCCAACUUUAAAUUUAUUGAUUUCAUGCCAAUAAAAGAUCACCUAGUUAAGCUAAGAGAAGAAAAACUUAAUAGAACGAAAGAAGAAAAAGAAGAGGAAAAAAAAUUGAGGUCAGAAAAAGAACUACCAUAUACAUACGCCCUGGUUGAUUGGAUUCGUGAAAAAAUUUCAAGCAACAAAGCGGAACCGCCUGGUCUAUUUAGAGGUAGAGGUGAACACCCAAAGCAAGGGUUGCUGAAAAAAAGAAUAUUCCCAGAAGAUGUCGUCAUAAAUAUAAGCAAAGAUGCCCCUGUCCCUCGAUUGUACGAUGACAUGUGUGGUCACUGUUGGGGAGACACUUACCAUGACAAUAAAGUAACGUGGCUAGCAUACUACAAGGACAGUAUAAACGAUCAGUUAAAGUAUACCUUUUUAUCUGCCCAAUCUAAAUUUAAGGGCUAUAAAGAUUUUCUCAAGUACGAGAAUGCAAGGAAGCUAAAAUCAUGUGUUCAUAAAAUUAGGGAAGAUUAUAGACACAAAAUGAGGAGCAAAAGCAUCCUGGACAAGCAGUUAGGUACGGCCGUUUAUUUGAUAGACUUUUUGGCCUUAAGAGUGGGGGGGGAAAAAGACAUAGAUGAGGAAGCGGAUACGGUGGGCUGCUGCAGUUUGCGGGUCGAGCACGUUAGCUUUUCUCACGAGGUGCCCAUUAAGAAUGAGAGCUUGCGGGGGGAAAACGUCAAGGGGGAGAAGAUCAAGGGGGAGAAGAGCAAGAAGGAGAAGAACAGUGGGGAGAAGAACAGUGGGGAGAAGAACAAUGGGGAGAAGAACAACGGGGAGAAGCACAAUGGGGAGAAGAACAAGGUGAAAAACACCAGUGGAGAAACCUUCAACGGGGAAUCUACCUCAAACGAAAGUGACAACAAAGGCAGCAACAAACUGGCGCUGCCGAAAAAUUUACAGGACAUAGCGGAAGACCAGUGCUAUAUAACUCUUGAUUUUUUAGGAAAAGACAGCAUUCGCUAUUUUAAUACGGUAAUGCUGGACAAACAAGCAUACAUCAACAUGAUAAUAUUUUGCAAAAACAAACACAAAGAUGAAGGGGUGUUUGAUCAAAUUAACUGCUCCAAAUUAAAUGAUUAUUUAAAAGAAAUUAUGCCGACGUUGUCGGCAAAGGUCUUCCGUACGUACAACGCGUCAAUUACCCUAGAUCAGCAGCUGAAAAGGAUAAAAGAAAUUCGGGGCAAACCAACGGACCCGCUGCUCGCAUGCUAUGAUGAUUUUCCAAAGAAGAAAAAGAGGAAGCUCGGAAACUUAACUUCGUCAACCAGUAUUCUAAGCGACACAAGUGACUCCACGCAAAAGGAGAGAAGCGCAGAUGGCGAGGAGGAGGAGGGGGAGAAGAAGAAGAAGGACAACAAGAAGAACAACAAGAAGAAUAACAAUGGAGACAACGAAACAGGCGACAAUGCGCCGAGUGACAACGCGCCGGGUGGCAACGCCCGUGGCGAUAACAGUGCAGCACCCCCAAGCAGAAGUAACACCAACGCUUUGGGAGGCAUCCACGCUAGUGAGAAAAACUCGCCCAUAGAAGUGGACGUUUCAAAUGUGAACGAACUCAUCAACUUUUUCAACAACGCCAACAGAGAAGUUGCCAUUUUGUGUAACCAUCAGAGAAGUGUCCCAAAGCAACACGACACAGCCAUGUCCAAAAUAAAGAAGCAAAUAGAAAUUUACAGCGAAGAUAUAAAGGAGUAUAAAAAAUAUUUACAGUACCUGAAAAAGGGAACAAACGAGCAAAGCUUCACCUUUGUGUCCAAGGUUGUUGCCUUAGAUGGAUCGUUAAGACCCAACAAGGUGAAGGAAAACAUGAAAGAGGAGUCUUGCAAGAAGAAACUAAUUGCGCUCAUUAAGAAAGUGGAGCAAUUAAAACACCAAAUGAAGGUACGUGAUGACAACAAAACAAUUGCCCUAGGGACGUCUAAAAUAAAUUAUAUGGACCCAAGAAUAACUGUCGCCUUCUGCAAAAGGUUUGAAAUACCGAUAGAGAAAAUAUUUAAUAGGAGCUUAAGGCUUAAAUUUCCCUGGGCAAUGUUCAAUGCAAUACAAUCGGUCAUAUCUUGA
Molecule: messenger RNA, 2928 nt
Organism: Plasmodium cynomolgi strain B
Lineage: Eukaryota; Apicomplexa; Aconoidasida; Haemosporida; Plasmodiidae
Product: topoisomerase I
Exons: 2
Coding region: 1-2928 (975 amino acids)
Biological process (GO): DNA replication; DNA topological change; chromosome segregation
Cellular component (GO): chromosome; nucleolus
Molecular function (GO): DNA binding; DNA topoisomerase type I (single strand cut, ATP-independent) activity
Source: RefSeq, a predicted model, not a curated record